Messenger RNA from Xylona heveae TC161, 2014 nucleotides. RefSeq lists its product as hypothetical. NCBI's taxonomy places the organism in Eukaryota, Fungi, Ascomycota, Xylonomycetes, Xylonales, Xylonaceae. The transcript is spliced from 2 exons. Gene Ontology annotation, cellular component: Sin3-type complex. Gene Ontology annotation, biological process: negative regulation of transcription by RNA polymerase II. Bases 145 to 1893 code for a protein of 582 amino acids. Gene Ontology annotation, molecular function: histone deacetylase binding. The record is from RefSeq and is a predicted model, not a curated record.
AAAAUUCAAGGUCUGAUCAAGUGGUGCUACGAGCCUGGCGAUUGCGGCUAUUGAAGAACACUAGGGUUUGGUUUCGUCUGACAGCCCAAACCUGGCACGAACAAUCUUCGAGCUUUCCGUAUCUUCAAAUCAAUUUUCAAAACCAUGGCACACUCACCCUCACCAAGCAUAUCUGCGGUGGGAUCCCACAAAAUGGACAGAAUGCGAUCGCCAACCCCCCCGCCGCAGCCACUGUCGAAGCGCGACAAACGGCGGAGUCUCCUUUCAGAACGACUCAAUGAAUUGACUGCGGCGUUUGCUCAAAAUCGAGAUACGCAUUAUCGCCAGCAGCUCCAAGCGUUGCAGGUUGACAUGAACCUGAUUAUGCGCGCAAAUCCUUACUCAGAGGCACCACUGGAUGAUAUGGGGGAUGACAUUGCUGAAGUAGUAAGCGCUGCGCUGGGAGGCGGUUCAAACGGCCAAUGGCGUCUGGAUGGGGACGCUGCAGCCCUCUCUGGCAGAUGGUAUUCAAAAUUUACCGAUGAAGUAAACGACGCAAUGGAGGACCGGGACGCAAAUCUAACAAUGCUUGAGCAUCGCUAUGAACGGACCAUUGCCGACCUCAAUCAAGUCACACAAUAUAAAGUCAGGCUCGCGCAGGAGGAGCACCGUCAGCUCUCUCAUACCGUUCGAGAACGACUGACCCAGACCGUGGGACAGAAGAAGAACCGCCUUGUGCGAGAGAAAGAACACCUUGAUAUUGCCGAUAGCAAUGCGCUUCUCCUCCAUCCAAACCAAUUCAGCAUCACCAACCCCGCCAGUCCUGGCGGUGCGCAUAGCAACCGCAAGACAAGACACACGCGGAAUCGCCAGGGCGAGGGCGAUGAUCUUGGCAAUAUAAUCGGCGAGGCAGGAAACAAGCGGAAGCGUAAAGUCUUUGAGGAGUUUGAUGUUGGCUCGCCUGUUCCCGGAAAGACUUUUGAGACGGGCAUUGCAUCCCCAUACCGAGAUGCGAAAACAAAACUCACUGCAACGCAGAUGGAGGCGCCUCUCUAUUCUAUCGAGAGAUUGUUUACGGAGAAAGAGCUCUCCAUGCACCUCAACACCGCAGCGAUUGCUGCCGCGCAGUACUUUGCUUCUCUCAAGGCGCAGGGAGAGAACAACGGUGACAAGGCCAACGGCGAGGCCGAACCCAGCGAGGGCGAAGAAGGCGGUGCAGGCGAAGGAGGAAUCGCAAACAAGGAGGGCGAUUUCAGUGAGCGUGCUUCGCCCUUUGUUGCACCAGCCAUGGAUCGUGCCGCCAACCAGUCUUUCCAUGCAACUCGAUCGACACGCAACACUGCUGGCCCUGCCGGCUUGAACAUUCUCGGCGACCUCGCGUCAUCUGAACGCAACGGAAACAAUGCUUCUUUCCCAUCGUCCUUUCCAGUUUUUCUUCCGUCCUCAGUCAUCACCAAAACUGGCGUCGCUCCACCGCCUCCCCCGCUUCGCCCGGAAGACGCCGAGGACGACCUUGUCAGGAUCCAGCGCCUUGUGAGCACAGCUCCUCCCGAGCAUGUCGACAAGCGACUUCUUGAUAGUCUAUGCGCCCCGCUGGGUACGGCGCAACAUCGCACCGAACUCUUCCCGGCUCUCGCACAGGCAGCUGUCAACGGCACUGCAACCGCCGCAGUGGCCGCAACCCACGCCGCCGUGCCGCAGCACGUCCUGGCCGGCGCCGAGCCGAUGAGUAGACAGUCCAGCGGCGCGGGCUUUAGCGAUGUGGGCGGCGUCCCUAUGAGUCGGCACGGCGAGGGAAGCAGCAUGGGCAUGGGCAUUAGUCUCGGCCUUGGCCCGUCCAUGAUGAAGAGAAGCGCAAGUGGGGCUGGCUUCACGUCUGGAGGGGAAGGAGGCAAGAGAAGUCGCAAUAGGUAGUAGAGUAGCUUUGCCCUUUUGUCCUAUAUCCCUUUCGCCCUACUUCUUAGAAGAACGUCCCUGAGCCUGUCUUCUUCACUUAUCACGAGUUUGCUUGUUUGCUUGUUUCUUUUUUUCUUUU